ACGUGACACACCCGCGGUUCGAUUCCCUUCCGCGACGAACAAAGAAACUUAGGGCAUCGGCGCCAAUGGAGGAGCUCGUGAGCGCCUAUCGAGCAAUGGAGGCGCCUUCGGUGAUCGUAUCCCUGGCCAGGGGAUUUGGCGGCGGAUGCUUGUCAGAGCAAGUCCAACAAGUUUUUAUGGAUCGGUGUGUCAAAGACGAGAUUUGCAGGAUUUUUCCUCCAAGUUCUUCUUACAUAAGAAACUGUCUUAAGCAAUUUAUUCUUGCUGUGGAAGCCGAGUCGAGCUGCGCUUUGGAUAGCCUUUACGACGAACACGCUGCGUUGCUGUUAAGGAUAGAAGACGGAAACAGCAUGGCCUACAAGACGUUCUCUUAUGCAGUACCGGGCGAGGAUAAGCGCAGUGGAACCGUGACUCUUCGCCUGUCUCUUAACAUGCUCGAAGGAGGCACGGGGUGCUUUUGCUGGCCUGCCGGAGUUUAUCUGGCAGAGCUCGUUCUUUCGUAUCCAUGGCUGAUCAAAGGCAAACGUUGUUUGGAGCUGGGGUCCGGAGCGGGACUGGUUGGUGUCUGUCUAGCUAGGCAACAACCUUUUGAGCUUGUUUUGACGGAUGGUGACCUCUCGACCUUCGCAAAUCUCAGGCACAAUCUUGAAAUCAACGGAAUCGUGUUGGAUACAGACGAACAAGAAAAGGUCAAGUGUCGUCGCUUGGAGUGGGAGGACGCGUGUUCUACGGAACUUUAUAAAGCUGAUAUCAUUUUGGGCGCAGAUAUCAUCUAUGACACUGCUUGUAUACCACACCUUGUAAAAGUUCUUGCGCUUUUACUUCAGGCAGAUGCUGGCACCGAGGCAAUUCUCGCAACCGUGAAACGAAAUCCCGUUACCAUAUCGUCAUUCUGUGAUGCUGCCACCCAAGCUGGUCUCGAGGUUUCGGAUGUAUCAAGGACAAUGGUACCUCUGAAAUGCUUUCAGGGCCUGGUCUCGUUUGACAAUUCGGACAUGCUGCUUCACAAGGUUGUUGCCAAGCCAGUUUAGAGCGUGAUCCCGCUUGAAAAACAAAUUUUUAUUCUAAAAGAGAAUGAGGAAACAUGAAGGUGGAAGACUAAACUCAUCGCAAGAACUCCGGCUCGUGCAAAGAUCGUCGGGCCCAAAAGCCAGGUGUGUCACAUAUGCGUCAUGAGUUCGCAGCGCCGAAUGGUCACACGUCCUUGCUCGCAGUUGAUCUUUGCGUUUCAGCCGACUAUAAAAGCUCGUCGCUGCGAUCCGACAGCAGAAGCUAUUUUUCUUCCUUUUCUGACAGUCUCGAGAGAAAGGAUGGAGUCAGGUGCAGCUCGCGUGUCCGCACUCCUGGUGCUGCUGUUGGUGCUCGUCUCGUGGCGUGGCUCCGAAUCGUGCGACGACAGCAACGCACUUGCGCAGCUCAGCGACUGUGCCGAUUACGUUCACACCGGCUCGACGACCGCCAAUCCCCCGGCAGCCUGCUGCCAGGAGCUCAAAGGCAUCGAUAUAACGUGCAUGUGUGCCGCGGUCCGCAGUGGCGCUGGCGGGACUCCUCCUUCGGGACUCAACGUCACGAGGGUGCUGCUGCUUCCGUCGCAAUGCGGCUUGACGCCCGUGGAUUGCUCCACCCCCAGCAACUGAUCGAGAUCACACACUUGAAAUAAGUGUCUUCUCCUGAAAAUAAGCUCAGCAGCAGCACUUGUCCACGGGAGAGACCAAAAUCCAUACGUGAAUCAAGUAAGAGACAUUUGCUUUUUAGAAAUCUAGCGCUUUGUGUGUGUCGUCGCGUCUCGUCUCGUCUCUCUUUGUCGCUUAUCAUUCUUCGCAUUCUUCUUCUCACUCUCAUUCGCUCGCUCGACGAUUGCAUCCCAAUCCAUGUUUGUGUGUCUGUUGCUUUCUCUCACUCUCUCUCUCUCUCUCGCUCUCGCUCUCACACUCUCUCUCACACACUCGCUCGCUCUCUUCCAUGCACGCUCUAGUCUGCUCUCGGCCAGUUAUAAAAAAUCUUUGUCCCUUUGACUUCAUGGCGAGAGCAACAAUUUCAAUGCACGAACGGCGGUGAUGAUCGCGCUUUGACUUUGCAACUCUGGCGCGGUGGAGCCAUGGUCAACACAUCCCAAAACUCUCUGUUGUUUUGGAUAGAAAUCGAUGCGUAGCAUUUGACUUUGCAAUGGCGUGGAAGGUGGCGGUGGUGACAAACUUGGAGAACCCUAGUGUGCGGCGCUAGCGCCUAGGCUUUUUCACAAGCACCCAAAAGAAUCUUUAGGCAUUGACUCUUCCCUUUGAUUCAAUCGAUUCAAUCAAACAAAAGUAUUUUCUCGCUA
Molecule: messenger RNA, 2320 nt
Organism: Selaginella moellendorffii
Lineage: Eukaryota; Viridiplantae; Streptophyta; Lycopodiopsida; Selaginellales; Selaginellaceae
Product: protein-lysine N-methyltransferase EEF2KMT
Exons: 12
Coding region: 66-1031 (321 amino acids)
Source: RefSeq, a predicted model, not a curated record